Messenger RNA from Nannospalax galili (Upper Galilee mountains blind mole rat), 4414 nucleotides. RefSeq names its product suppressor of cytokine signaling 5 (gene Socs5). Gene Ontology annotation, cellular component: phosphatidylinositol 3-kinase complex. Gene Ontology annotation, biological process: cell surface receptor signaling pathway via JAK-STAT; phosphatidylinositol phosphate biosynthetic process; positive regulation of proteasomal ubiquitin-dependent protein catabolic process. Bases 674 to 2284 code for a protein of 536 amino acids. Gene Ontology annotation, molecular function: 1-phosphatidylinositol-3-kinase regulator activity. NCBI's taxonomy places the organism in Eukaryota, Metazoa, Chordata, Mammalia, Rodentia, Spalacidae. The transcript is spliced from 5 exons. The record is from RefSeq and is a predicted model, not a curated record.
UGGAUGAGGCCGCCCCGCGCGCCCGGGCCGCCGAGUGUUUCCGCGGCCCCCCGGCCGGCUGCCUGGCCCCCUGGCCCCCGCGAGCGGCCGCCUCUACUGGCCCGGGUGCCCGUGUCCGCGCCCGGCGCAGUCUGCCUCCGGCGAGCGCCUCCGCACCUCAGCGAAGGCGGCACCGGCCUCGGAGUCGGGAUGGGCCGGUCGCGGAGAAGAAGACAAGCUGGGGCAGCUAGCCCAUGCGCACCGCGCCGUCCGUAGUGGGAGCUUGCGCGUAGUAGGCUCGCGGGGCGUUUCGGAGGAAUUGCUUUUCCAUUGGAGGAAGACUCCAAUAUCACAUUAGGACUGGGAGGAAAAUUCCUUUUCUACAGUGUCAAUGAGGGAUCCUUGCAGUCUCAUUAUUCUAGAAAGAAAAAUGCUGAAACUGAUUUGCAGGUGUUCCAUUGAAAACAGUGAGUUCUAGAGGCCUUCUAGGUAAGCCGAGCUGCAAGUGAGUGUUACAUUGUGUGGAUUUAUUAUGAAAAGGGUCGUUUCCAGCUUUCAGCUGUUAUGGGUAAAGAUGCUAUGAACAUUCUUGUCACAAGAAGACCGAGUUGAGGCAUUUUUGCCCUUCUGAGAGCUGGUUUUACAACAUACCGCUGGAGAGGGAUCUCUGCAGCUGGCCUGGAUCUUAUAAUCAAUGGAUAAAGUGGGGAAAAUGUGGAAUAACUUCAAAUACAGGUGCCAGAAUCUCUUCAGUCAUGAGGGAGGAAACCACAGUGACAAUGUGGACAUGAACUCCAACAGAUGUUUGUCUGUCAAAGAGAAAAGCAUCAGUCUGGGAGAGUCCUCUCCUCAGCAACAGAGUAGUCCCUUAAGAGAAAAUGUUGCCUUACACCUGGGACUCAGCCCUUCAAAGAGUUUUUCAAGAAGAAACCAAAAUUGUGCCACUGAAAUCCCUCAGAUUGUUGAAAUAAGCAUUGAGAAGGACAGUGACUCGGGUAUCGCCCCAGGUGCAAGGCUUGGACGGAGAGAUUCCUAUUCUCGACAUGCCCCUUGGGGAGGGAAGAAGAAACAUUCCUGUUCCACAAAGACCCAAAGUUCACUGGAUACUGAGAAAAAGUUUGGUCGAACUCGAAGUGGACUUCAGAGACGAGAACGGCGCUAUGGAGUCAGCUCUGUGCACGACAUGGACAGCGUAUCCAGCAGGACCGUCGGGAGCCGCUCUCUGAGGCAGAGGCUGCAGGACACAGUGGGCUUGUGUUUCCCGGUGAGAACAUACAGCAAGCAGUCAAAGCCCCUUUUUUCCAACAAAAGAAAAAUACAUCUUUCUGAAUUAAUGCUGGAGAAAUGCCCCUUUCCUGCUGGCUCAGAUUUAGCCCAAAAAUGGCAUUUGAUUAAACAGCAUACGGCUCCUGUGAGCCCACACUCAACAUUUUUUGAUACAUUUGAUCCAUCAUUGGUAUCUACAGAAGAUGAAGAAGAUAGGCUUCGAGAGAGGAGGCGGCUUAGUAUCGAGGAAGGGGUGGAUCCCCCUCCCAAUGCACAAAUACAUACAUUUGAAGCUACUGCACAGGUUAAUCCAUUAUAUAAACUGGGCCCAAAGUUAGCCCCUGGAAUGACCGAAAUAAGUGGGGACAGUUCUGCAGUUCCACAAACGAAUUGUGACUCAGAAGAAGAUACAACCACCCUGUGUCUACAGUCACGGAGGCAGAAGCAGCGCCAGGUGUCUGGAGACAGCCACGCGCACAUCAGCAGACAGGGAGCUUGGAAAGUCCAUACGCAGAUCGAUUACAUACACUGCCUUGUGCCCGACUUGCUUCAAAUCACUGGGAACCCCUGUUACUGGGGCGUGAUGGACCGUUAUGAAGCGGAAGCCCUUCUCGAAGGGAAGCCUGAAGGCACAUUUUUGCUCAGGGACUCUGCACAGGAGGACUACCUCUUCUCUGUGAGCUUCCGGCGCUACAACAGAUCCCUGCAUGCCCGAAUCGAACAGUGGAACCACAACUUCAGUUUCGAUGCCCACGACCCGUGUGUGUUUCACUCCUCCACUGUCACUGGACUUCUAGAGCAUUAUAAAGAUCCCAGUUCUUGCAUGUUUUUUGAACCGUUGCUUACUAUAUCACUGAACAGGACUUUUCCUUUCAGCCUACAGUAUAUCUGCCGCGCAGUGAUCUGCAGGUGCACUACGUAUGAUGGAAUUGAUGGGCUCCCUCUCCCAUCAAUGUUACAGGAUUUUUUAAAAGAGUAUCAUUAUAAACAAAAAGUUAGAGUUCGCUGGUUAGAGCGAGAACCAGUCAAGGCAAAGUAAACUCCUUUCCACAGAGGGCAUCACUCCCCAGGUCUGCUUUCAUGUGCAUCAGACAGUACACCCAGAGGAAGUAGAGUUGGGUGCUGGGAUUUUCACCCAGAAUGUGAUCUUAGUUAUUAGCCUCUGUCUGAUGCGAUCUGCUGUUACCUACUCAGACAAACAUGGUGCCUAUUGCAACAACAGGAUUGAGCUGCAGGUGUUCAGUAAGGCCUUGAAAACAUUGGCCAGUUUAGCUAACAGUUCAGUUUUUAGUGGCUGUAGCAAGUGCCGGGCAACUCUGGGGAGUUUGCUAUGAAGAAGUCUAUUUCUUAUUGAAGAACAAAUUAUUAAUAUUGGAUGAGUGUUUCAACAAUGUGACUAAUGUUUGAAAUUAUUUUUUCUAAGAAUUUUUCUAUAACCUUCCAAAAGUAGUGAUGUUUGUAGUUACCAUAAGCCAAGCUUUGAAAGUCCAAAAUAAGUAAAUAAAAGACUGCCUUCCUUUUAGAAAAAAAAAAAAAAAAAAAUGCAGUUUUUCUGGCCACAAGGGCAUAGUGCAGUGCACUUAAGUGUCACAGUGUGUAGUUUCCUUUUCUCUUCAGAAAAAAUGUACUCUUAAGCAAACCAAGUUUUCUAAGAUAGUUCUUAAAUUUACAGACUUACAAAGUUAGUAGAAUUUUAUUUAAAAGCUCUCAGUAUUAAUUUUUUAAUGAGUGCUUUAACUUAAAGCAGGCAUUUGGCAGAGCUGCUGCAAUUGUAAUUCACGUGAUUUUUUUUUUUCUAAGUUGACAUGCAGUCUAAACAUUUCUUUGAAGUUGGAUCUUUUCCUAUGCCCAUGAGUUUGUGAACGGUGAGGAAAAUUAGACUAGAAGAUGCCCAGACACGUCAGAUGAUAGUAACUCCAAUGGUUCCUGAUGUUGAGAUUGUUAAACUAUAAAUAAUCAUUUGGAUGGCAGUAUUUAUCUCUUUGUUGUAAGAACUCAUAGCUGAAUUACUUAAGUACAAUUUAUAGAAUUUCAUUUCAGUUAAUUCUUAAUGGAAAAACCUGAAACCUGAAUUUCAGAUUUAAAAGGUACUGUACAACCAUAAUAUCUGUAAAUAACUUUACUUGGCACCUUUUCGUCACUUAGAAUAGUAUGUAAUACAACUUGAGUGAGCGCUUUGGGAAGUAUUAUCAAGUUCUAGUGUUUGCUUCUUAGUAUUGAACUGAGUUUUCAGUUCUGUCCUAGACAGUUUGCACUACAGUAGCCAAAUCCAUUCUCGUGUGUCUCUUACUGUGCUCUGUAACCACUGGUGAGUGCUCCUUGGUUUCCAGACCAGCUGCUACAGAGAGUUUCUUUAUAUCCCUAUGGCUAUUGCCAAGGCUACAGAAAAGAAAAGCUAUAUUUGUAUGCAACACUAACCUUUGACUGCUAAUGUAUGUUUCUGCUUGCUGUGCCUUGUUACGGCUGCUUUUUUUGUGCUAAUAAAGUAUGUUUGGUGUUCUUGUAUAUCUGCUGUUUUAUACAUUUGCAACAAUUUCUCUUGUACAUGGAAUGGUUUGGGGUUUUUUAAAUAAGCAUUACCUGACAACUUACUAUAUAGUUAAUGCAGAUUCACCUACAGUCUAAUACUGAUCUGUCAGAAUAAGCUAAAUCUAAAUUUCAUGCUCUACAGCUUUCUAGUCCUAAUCACAUACUGUGUAACUAUAAUUACUGCAAAUUACUGUACAGUUUAGAUUACAACAGAAAACUUGCAGAGAAAUGGAAACCCUUUUGAUUUCUCUGCUUGCUAGUGAAAGACCAAAACUCAGUGACGUAGUAGAUGAACAUUAUAGCAUCCAGCUGCAUCAGAACAGGUUAAAGUCUUGUGUACUAGUGAUACAUCAACACCACUUCGUGGUUUGGGGACCAUUUUAAUUGAUAAUAAAUGCCCAAAAUGUGGACCUUUAACCAAAGACUUGUCCAUUUUAAUGCAAAAUGGGGAUUGAAGGAACUUAGAAUUUCUGUUAUUUGUAGUAGUCAUCCCUGAGGAACAUAUACCAAAGUGUUUGAGAACUUCAUCCAAACCUACUUUGAAAGCAUAAUGUGCAAUUAAGUUUAACGUUAUGACAUAAUUAUAUUGAAUAUUCAUUGGGUCUUUUUUCUUGAGCUUAUAAUGUACCUGGAAAAUAAA